Molecule: messenger RNA, 7035 nt
Organism: Heterotrigona itama
Lineage: Eukaryota; Metazoa; Arthropoda; Insecta; Hymenoptera; Apidae
Source: the annotation of a GenBank genome assembly
AUGGAUAGAACAAAUAAAAAGCAAAUCAUUCACAGUGAAAAUCAGAAGGAUAAUCAAAGCAAAAGUGUAGAUCAAAGGAUUUCCAGAGACUCAGAUUUAGACACAUUGUAUACAUCUCGAUUAGAUUCUAUGAGUCAAGAAGACAUUGAAAAAAAAGUUCAAUGUGUGAAACAUGUAUUGGAGAAAGAUCUGAGAGCAGCUGAUUUAAAAUGGUCCUUAUUUGUAGCAGCUUGUAAUACAUAUCGCUAUGACACUUGUUUGAAGCCCUUUCCAUCAAUGUAUAUAAAAAAUGAAUGCAAGGAUAUUGAAGCCUUGAGGAGAGCUAUAGAAGUAAUUCCUCCAUUGGCUGUGAUAUUGAAAGCAUUAUCAGAGCCAGACGCAUAUGAAAAAUAUGGAACAGCUAUAGACUUGUUGCAUUGGGUUUUAGUACGUUUAAGAGAUCCUUACAUAAAAAGCAUCAAGAAAGAAAGUCAUGACUCAAUAUUGAGAAAAGUACCUUCAGAAAUGUCGAUAGUCGCGCCAAAUUUAAUAUUCCAAGUCACAAACACAAAACAAUCUACUUCAGAAGACAGGUGGAAAACAAUUGCUCAAGGUCACACAACAUUUUAUGCUUAUCAUGGAAGUCGAUUAGAGAAUUUUCAUUCCAUUAUACAUUAUGGUCUACAACAGAGUAUGUGUAAGAAUUCGUUGUUUGGUAAAGGAAUAUAUCUUUCAAGUGAGUUAGGUGUAAGUUUACCAUAUAGUCCAGUUGGCUAUGGAUGGGGAGGUAGUGUAUUAGGAAGUGAAAUGAGCUGUAUAGCUCUAUGUGAACUCAUCAAUCAUGCAGAUGUAAAGACUGGAGAUUCAGAAGAUAAUGCUAGAAAUCUAGUCACAGAUUCUAUAGGUGGAAGAGUUCCAAAUAAGUAUUAUUUGGUAACAAACAGUGAAUUGGUGAGAGUACGAUACCUGCUUAUUUACAGUCAACAAGUUCAAGCAGCAAGCAUAAUCGACUUCCAAUGUUUUAGAUGUACUGAUAAUAAAGGAUUGUUAGCAUGGUUCAAACAACAUAAAUUAUUAACAUUCGUACUUGGUUAUGUGGUACUGUUGGCUUCAGUGGGGCUGACUCAUAACAAACAAGUUGAAAAAUAUUACAAAUUAUUUGCUCAAAAAGUUGGACUGGAAAUAUUGUAAAUCAAGAGAAUGUGAAGAAUCUUAAGUCUUCAGUGACUACGAUAACUGGAAAAACAAAGAGAGCAGCUUUGGGUGAAAUAGGAAAUAAAGUCAAUACAUUAAGAGGUAUAGAGCCUAUUGAUAGAACUAGCUUGCUGACAAAAGAUAAGAAGAAGAUCACAGUUUCGAAACAAGCAAUCAAACCACCGGAGAAAUUGAAUGAGAAACUGCCUGUGCAAAUAGUUAAACCUGUAGUAAAGGUUGCAGCUUCUCAAGAGAAUAAUGAGGUGUCACUACCUUCCAAAAAGGAGAUCCAAUCAUUCUCUUCAAAUUUAUUAGAGAUUGAGGAUAUCGAUGAAGAAGAUAAAGAAAAUCCCAGUCUAGUUUCUAUUUACAGUAACAACAUUUAUGAAUACUUGAGAACUUUGGAAGGUAUGUACCCUAUCUCGAAAGCAUAUUUGAGUGGACAAGAAGUUACAUCAAAAAUGAGGAGCGUACUUAUAGAUUGGCUAGUGGAUGUACACCAACAAUUUCAUUUAAUGCAAGAGACAUUGUACCUGACUGUUGCUAUCAUUGAUAGAUUUCUACAGGCUUUCCGUUCAAUAGAUAGGAAAAGAUUGCAAUUAGUUGGUGUGACUGCUAUGUUUAUUGCUAGCAAAUACGAAGAGAUGUAUUCUCCGGAUAUAAAUGAUUUUGUAUAUAUCACAGAUAAUGCUUACUCAAAGGUAGAGAUAUUGCAAAUGGAAAUGCUUAUUGUGAAAACUUUAGAUUAUUCUUUUGGUAGACCAUUACCUUUACAUUUCCUAAGAAGAUAUAGCAAAGCUGGAAAGGCUCUUCCAAUACAUCAUACAAUGGCUAAAUAUUUUCUGGAACAAAGCUUAGUCCAUUAUGAAAUGUGUCACUAUCCCCCAAGCCUUAUUGCAGCUGCAGCAAUAUAUUUAGCUUUCUUAAUUUAUAGUAAUGAUGACGAGGACGAGCAAAAGGUUGUCUGGACAAAUACCUUGGCACAUUACAGUACCUAUUCCAAGGACGACGUAUUCCCUGUGGUACGGGAAACAGCAAGUAUUAUAAUUAAUGUGGAUAAGAUUAAGUAUCAAGCUGUAAGGAAGAAGUACGCCCAUGUGAAGUAUAUGAAGAUUAGUACUCGCCCCGAACUUAAAUCGGCAUUGUUGAAUACUAUAGCUACUGCAGAUAAGGAGGCAGUAUAAUAUUCAUUCUAAAAGGUAAUUGUACUGAGACGUCUAAUUGUUCAAUAUUUCGUUGGACAAAAAUUGCAGUACACAUAGGAUGAUACAUUUUUAGAGGGAGACCAGACGAAAUAAAGAAGCACGAGACUAUCAUCAUUUGUCGUCUUUUUUUUUUUGUAUUACGAUGUUUCCAUUAAAGAAAAUGUGGUAUAAUUAAACAUUUAUACUAUUGGUUAAAGUGAUAAAUAUUCUAAAUAAUGACUUUCAUUCCGAAAUCUAUCAAAGUAAAUAAUUUGAAAAUAAAUAAAGAUGAGAUGUACCUUUAAUACGUGUAAAAGUUUUGCUACAAACAAAAUUCAAUAAGGUAACAAGUGAUUCCUUAUCUAUAAAAAAAUCACAUGAAAAAAAAACCGGACGGAAUUUCCGUUCAUCGAUCAAAUUGAAAGUUCGUGGACGAUAGUCUCGUUUUAAUUAUAGAUAUUAGCUUCAAAUAUAUAGGUUCUAUUAAAAAUGGGACAUUUUAAUACUGAAUAUUACGGAGUUGUCACACGAAAGAAAGAUAAACUUUAAUAAGUAUUUCCGUUUGAUAUAAUUUAAUUCUUUAGUCCUGAGCAGGGUGGUUUGCAUUUUAUUGAAUAACAUUUGAUCCAUUGAAACCAGAUAUUCAGCAUGGAAAUUACUUAUUAAAGAUUUUUUUAUCUUUACAUGUAAUUACAGAAUUUAGAGUAAUUAUAGGGAAAGUGUUUUAGUAAAGGAAAGAAAAAGAAAGUAGCAUGAAUAUAGUCAAUUAUGUAUAUAUAUAUUUGGAUUACUAUAAGGAAACUAUCGAACAACGUUUGCCAAAGGAUCUCUGUUUAAAUUCAGUAAAAUUUCGGCAAAAUGGGAUAAGGUGCGAAAUAUUAGGAAUUUGUGAUGGAUUUGAUUUGAGGCUCAAGUUAUUUGAAAAAUAAUACUAUAAAAUUUAAUUAAAUUUUAAUUAAAGACAUAACAAUAUAAAAGUCAUUUUAGAUUAUAUCUAAUACAUGUUACAGCAUAUUAAAUCAAAAUUAAAUUGUUUAAUACAUAAUAUUAUUGACACAUUUUAUAGAUUAUAAAUUAGUUGAAAUUAUAAAGUAAAGGCAAAGCAAUUUUUAAACGUUUUCUGAAAUAUUCACUAAACAUUUUGCCGAAUUUUUAUCCAAUUUAAAACAAGAUUUUUAGGUAUUUAAGUUGUAAAUCAUAUCUUUUAUACUGGAAUAUUGAAGAAAUUUUAACUUUUAUUCGUGAUUAUAAAAACAUUUUUAUUUUGAUAUUAGUUCUAUAAAUAGUUUUAAAUGUUAAUAUAUGGAAAUAGCUGAGUAUUACAGACGAUAUUAAUAAUCUAUACUUUGAUAUCAAUAUUUUCACAAAUAUUAUAUCGAUGAACGUAUUUGUUCAUAUCUGCUGUUUCGCCAGACUGCAUUUGGAACGUAAAUAUUGUAUAAAAUUUAUGUAUAAAAAAAAAUUUCAAUAGAAAAUAAACUGUAACAAUGUUUUUUCAAGUUAUCAUAUCAUUUAUAUAAAUUUAAAUAUUACAUUAUAGUAUGUAUGUUUAAGUUUGUAUCGAAAUGUUUAUUUUAUAAAUCGAUGAAUUAUCAUAAGGCUGCGAGUUUUCCUCGCAAAACUUUGUUAUAAAUUAUAAUAAUUAUUGUAACAUAUUUUAUUUCAUAUAUAUACUUAUAGAAAAAUUAUUGAUGGUAACUUAGAAAUUUAUUAAAUAAAUGAAAAAUAAAGAGAAAUAAAUAGUAUUUUUUUGAAAGCAGGAAGAACAUAAUUGUAAGAUAUAAUCCAAAAAUUAUAUUUUACGAAAGCAUUUAUUGUAAUUAAUUAUUAAAAUAUAUUCAUUUUCCAAGGUGAAGAAUUAACUAUUGGUGGACGUACAAUAUAAGAUUCUGAAAAUUCGAAUAAUAAUGAAGAUAAAAGUCUCCUCCUAUUUUAAACAACGACUUACCAACUAAUUUGUAGCAGACAGAGAACCCUUGUGAACCCGUCGUAACAUCUGCAUUUUCCUAAAAUUUUUACGAUUGUGAAAAUUACUAUUCAUUAUAUGACUAUUAAUUAUAUGAUGCAACGAGUACCAUUUCUGUUAAACUUGAAGGUGCAGAUUUAUCCCAGAUUUCAGAUUUGCUCUUUUCUAUCGUUAAAAGCAGUUCUUCCAUACAAUUUUGUAUGUUUUUGGCAUAGUCAUCAUCGUCGAAAUGUACAAGCAUUUGUAUUAAUAUGUGCACAUCAUCUGAAAUGUUAUCAUAUAAACUUUAUACGAUACUUAACGACAAAUUGAUUGUUAUACAUAAAUAUACAAACUCUGUUCUUUGUACGUAUUGCUGAUAAUUUGAUACAAAGUUUGUAUCAAUGCUAGAUCUUCGAACACACUUCCCUCUUUUAAGCUUAAAAGCUUUCUUUCCUGUUUUCUUCGGUUUUUGCUUGAUCUAUAACUUUUUCUAAAGUAACAUAUACAUACACAUGUGUAACUUUUAACAUAGAUUUAUGAAACAAAUUUUAAUGAAUUAAAGUGAUUCUUAAAUGUACUUGAAUCUUAAAAAGUAUUUUACCCAGACGUAAUAGACGAUUUUGAUAUUUGACUCAAAGUUGAACCUACAACACUGCUCGUAUCGCUAAGAAUAUCUGAAAUGCCUCUAUCAUAUAUCGACUCAUUGUCACAAAGGAUCUCAUUGUACGAUUUUGCAUUCCUUUGAGAAAUAUUAUGCCUCACUAUUGCAAGACGUGAUUUAUGUUGUUCAAAAUCCUGUUUAUUUUUUCGUAUUUGAGAUAGCGCGUGAUCCGCGUAUUCAUAUACACUGGGUUCUAUAUGAGAUUCUAAAAUAUAAUAAAUUUAAUUAAUAAUGUUAUCAAUAGAUUAGAAACGGCGUUUAAUAUAUACACUAUUUUUGAAAGAGUAAAUCCUACCUAUCAAUUCUAGAUUGUUGGUAUCAUGUGUGAUUCUUAGAGCAUCUUUCCAUUGUUUACCAUUGCAUAAAAAGAUUAUAGCUUCCCUCGUAUCUCCUAAAUAGUUCAUUAAAAUAUAUGCAGCUUCCUCGUACUUUUUAUCAGUUUCCAGACAUUUUACAAGAUUGUGGUGAAUCACAUCUUUUUCUGCUUCACUAAAAUAUAAUUCAGUAUUUUAUAAAUUUAUGAGUCUGACAAAUUUUUCUUUUAUAUUAUAUCAUAUUAUAUUAUGAUUGUAUUAACCUUAGCUCCAUCUGAGUAGACAGGAUAAUAACGUCUUGCCAGCUAGUAGCUAAUUUAUAAGCAUUUAAAGCUUCUUUUAAAUCACCGCUUCUGCGGAACAUAACUCCGGCCUCGUGAUAGCAUUGUUUUUUUAGUAAAAAUUCACCAUAAAUUUUUGCCACCUCCUUGUACUCUUUACUCUCCUUUUCAAAUAAUUUUAAAGCUUUUGUAUACAGAUUAUGAUUACAUAUCAAGUUUACAGCCUCGUUAAAUCUAUUCGAUUCUUUUGUAAUAUGUUCAAGAGCGGACUCGUAACGUUUCAAAUGUAAAUCUAUAGAAUAUUUCAUAUAAUUCUCAUCAAGAUUUCUGAAGUCAUUUAGAAAUGGGAUAUACUCCUUGGGAUCUUUUUGUGAUUUAGAGGCAAUAAACAUGGUUAGAUCAAAGUCAUACAUUCCUAAAGCUAUAUCAAAUAAAACAUUCACAUCCACUAUGUAUAAUAAAUAUUUUAACGCUUCGUCAGAGAUACACUCUUUGUUUUCCAUACAUUUCUCCUCUAAUUUUUGAAUUUCCUUUAUUUUUGUAAGCGCAGCUUCCAUCCCUUGCUUUCUUUUGUCUUUCACUAAACUAAUUAAUAUUGGCUGGAUUAAAUGAUUAGCGCUAUUUCUUUCUUCCAUAAUGUUUCGUAGUAAACCGCAAAUCGACUCAAUUUUAUUCAGCUGGAGGUUGUUUGAUUCCAAUCGAUGUCUUCGAUAAUAAUUUGCAUAUAUUGUCAGGGUAACAUCCUCAUCUGUUAACUCGGACAGAAAUAAGCUCAACCAACUUACUUUGGAAAUCUGGUCCACGAAUGUAUUCGCAUUCUCGAUGAAUUUCUUUGGAUUAUGGUCGUAGAUCAGAUUCAAGUUUAUCCGUUGUCUUCGCAUUAAGUCGAAGGCGGAUAAAUAAUCGUAAUUGUCUAAGUGAUAUCCGAUAAUAUGUAAAGACAAUGUCCUUGGUUGAAUGCACUCCAGGUUUCCACGAGGCAUUUGCAAAACGGUCUUAGAAUCUUUUGGAAUGGCUGCAAUCAAUUGGGAUCCUCUCUCCAAUCUUCUAAUAUUCGUAUCUGAAAAUUCUCUUAUAUAUUAAAGUGACGCGACAAUUAUAAAUUGAUGACUGAUGUACCUAAGAAUGAUUUAUCAUUGAGUUCAUUCUCCCAUGGCUUCACAGUCAGAUCUUGCUUCAUCAAUUCCUCAAAAUCACUUUCGUUCAAAUGAACGCAUACUAAAGUAUUUUGUGCAGUUGUGAGAAGCAAAAAUUCCGAAUGAACGAAGAAGCUUGUGAUAUUAUUGGCAAUUUGCUUUCCAUUAAUUGCAAAACAAUUUCUAUGAUAUAAUGAUAGUAUCAUGUGUUUCCCACUAAUUUUCACAACUUCCACUUUAUAGGUAUAUUUUUGCAACUCUAUACUGAUCGGAAUUAGUUCUGUAUCUCUUGUAUAUUUUACAAUAGAAUUGUUUACAAUUAUAUAGGCUUCGUCUGA